GAUUUCGCUUCGUGGAACCCUUACCGUAGUUUUCUCUCGCGCCUCACUCUCUUCUUCCUCAACUCCAAGGCUUAGAUCCGAGGAGUUUGGGAAAACCCUAAUUUCUCUCUCAUCACACUUCUUUCGCUCUUUCACUUUCUCCCUCAUCACUCCAUUUCACUUCGUCUUCAGUUAUGGCAGGUGCAGCACCAGAGGGAUCCCAGUUUGAUGCUCGUCAAUAUGAUGCCAAAAUGCAGGAGUUGCUUACCGUUGAAGGGGGGCAAGAGUUCUUCACCUCUUAUGAAGAAGUUCAUGACAGUUUUGAUGCCAUGGGUUUAAAGGAGAACCUUCUCAGGGGAAUUUAUGCAUAUGGUUUUGAAAAGCCCUCAGCAAUUCAGCAAAGAGGUAUUGUUCCAUUCUGCAAAGGUCUCGAUGUAAUUCAGCAGGCCCAGUCUGGAACUGGGAAGACUGCUACUUUCUGCUCGGGUGUUCUUCAACAGCUCGACUAUGAAACAGUGGAAUGCCAAGCUCUGGUCUUGGCACCUACUCGUGAACUUGCGCAGCAGAUUGAGAAGGUUAUGCGGGCACUCGGAGACUAUCUUGGUGUCAAGGUACAUGCUUGUGUUGGAGGAACCAGUGUCCGUGAGGACCAACGCAUUCUUUCCAGUGGAGUUCAUGUAGUUGUCGGAACUCCUGGGCGUGUCUUUGACAUGUUGCGUAGGCAGUCUCUUCGUCCCGAUUACAUUAAGAUGUUUGUAUUGGAUGAGGCAGAUGAAAUGCUGUCAAGAGGAUUCAAGGAUCAGAUUUAUGAUAUUUUCCAGCUUCUGCCUCCAAAAAUUCAGGUUGGUGUCUUCUCAGCUACCAUGCCUCCUGAGGCACUUGAGAUAACAAGGAAAUUCAUGAACAAACCUGUGAGAAUUCUUGUGAAGCGUGAUGAGCUGACACUAGAGGGUAUUAAGCAGUUCUAUGUCAAUGUCGACAAAGAAGAGUGGAAGCUUGAGACACUUUGUGAUUUGUACGAAACCCUUGCCAUUACACAGAGUGUGAUUUUCGUGAAUACCCGUCGUAAGGUUGACUGGCUAACUGACAAGAUGAGAGGCCGAGACCAUACAGUGUCAGCCACCCAUGGUGACAUGGACCAGAACACAAGGGACAUUAUUAUGCGUGAAUUCCGUUCUGGGUCCUCCCGUGUUCUCAUCACCACUGAUCUGUUGGCCAGAGGAAUUGAUGUUCAACAAGUAUCCCUCGUCAUUAACUAUGAUCUCCCUACUCAACCCGAGAACUACCUGCAUCGUAUUGGUCGUAGUGGAAGGUUUGGGAGGAAAGGUGUGGCAAUCAACUUUGUAACAAAGGACGAUGAGAGGAUGCUUUUUGACAUCCAGAAGUUCUACAACGUGAUGGUCGAGGAGCUGCCAGCAAAUGUUGCUGAUCUCCUGUAACAAAGUUUUGUCACUACAAGGUCAAAAAACUAGUCUCUUCCUGCUUUCUGCUUUUCUUCUUUUCUGCAGUUCCCCUUAGUGUAGCAACCAACUCUAUUGUCUAAAAUUAUGAAGCAAUGUAAUCCAUCUGUGUAUCUUAUAAGUGGGGAUCAAUUUAGAAGAUUUUGCAUUUUGAGGUUUGUAACUGAAAUGUUACCUUUUUAACCUAAGCUUGUUAUUUUUGGUUAUGUUUUGUCUUU
Molecule: messenger RNA, 1657 nt
Organism: Ipomoea triloba (trilobed morning glory)
Lineage: Eukaryota; Viridiplantae; Streptophyta; Magnoliopsida; Solanales; Convolvulaceae
Product: eukaryotic initiation factor 4A-6-like
Exons: 5
Coding region: 174-1418 (414 amino acids)
Biological process (GO): cytoplasmic translational initiation
Cellular component (GO): cytoplasmic stress granule
Molecular function (GO): ATP binding; translation initiation factor activity; RNA helicase activity
Source: RefSeq, a predicted model, not a curated record